UCAUUAAGACCGGAAGUUCAAACAGGUGCGAUCAAACGCAAAGGGACAAAAGUGAUCGAAAACUACAAAAUAGGAUUUCACAAAUCUCUUCCUUCCAUCACAGUAGAACAUGAGAACGUGUGAAUGAAGAGGCGCCGGGCCUCAUGUUGCGCCCCCGUGCUUUACGCACGGGCUGCGUGGAUUUAGGACCUCGAGGAUGCCAAAGGGUUCCGUGCGCGUGGUGCGCGCGCGUAGGAGACCGCGCCAGUCGGACCGGACGCGCCGGUGGAGCAGCAGCAGCAGCAGCAGCAGCGAUGGGAGCUUCGCAGACGCGCCCCGAGCACAGGCACCAGGACCUGGCGGACAGAACCGGAUUUUCACUGGAGCAGAUCAAAAACCUUCACAAGAGAUUCCAGCAGCUGAGUGGAGACGAAGACACAAUAAGUAAAGAGAACUUGGAAAGCAUACCGACGCUCGCCAACAACCCGAUCAGAAAGCAAAUCAUCGGAGCAUUCUUUGAUAAAAGGAACCAGCACCGGGGCGAGGCGGGCUCCUGCGACCAGAUCGGCUUCGAGCAGUUCCUCAUGGUCAUGUCCCACUUCCGGCCCCCCACCUUGAAGAUGACGGCGGAGGAGAAGGAAGCGAUGAGGCGAGAGAAGCUCCGCUUCCUGUUCAACAUGCAUGACACCGACAACGAUGGCACCAUCACGCUGGUGGAGUACCGGAAGGUAGUGGAAGAGCUUUUGUCAAAAAGCGGCAGCAUCGGGCAGGAAGCUGCCGAAGCGAUCGCAGAUGCCGCCAUGUUGGAAGUGGCGAGCACGAACGUGCCCACCAUGGGCCCAGAUGAUUUCUAUGAAGGGAUCACAUUCGAGCACUUUGAACAGAUUUUGAAGGGACUUGAAAUGGAGAGUCGGAUGCACAUUCGCUUCUUGGACGUCGACACCACCACAAUGAGAUGUGGCAAAUCGACCUCUUAAAUGCUUGUAGCGGAAGUAUUCCAAACGCUCGAUGUGCACUAAUAUAUUUUUGGAUGGUGAGAAGUAAUUCAUUUACUACCAAGUACUUUUAUACAAAUUAAAUGAAAUAAGAUUGUUUUUCGUUCGGUCUCCGGUUUGACGCUAACGCUGCCUCUCUGCUGCCCCACAAGUUGUUCAGUGAAGUCGACUCGUGCUGCUCGCUCGUCGGUUUACGGCUAACGCUCAAAGAGCAGCAUUCCUCUGCAGCGCCGCGGUCGUCACAUGUUCAAUUGAUCCGCAAGAUGAAUGAUUACGGGCUUGUAUUGAUGGAUUGAAGUGAUAAUAACUAAAGAAAUGCAUGUGUAAGAUUUUGUUUAGAGAGACUAAUAAAAAUUGCACGGAAAUCUU
This is a messenger RNA of Gasterosteus aculeatus aculeatus (three-spined stickleback), 1343 nucleotides long. It is a transcript of the gene tesca, whose product is annotated as tescalcin a. The record is from RefSeq and is a predicted model, not a curated record. Lineage: Eukaryota; Metazoa; Chordata; Actinopteri; Perciformes; Gasterosteidae. Gene Ontology annotation, molecular function: calcium ion binding.